Messenger RNA from Mycena citricolor, 940 nucleotides. Lineage: Eukaryota; Fungi; Basidiomycota; Agaricomycetes; Agaricales; Mycenaceae. The record is from the annotation of a GenBank genome assembly.
GCUACUGCCGUGUGAGCGCAAUCAUCGUCGAGUCCGGAUACAAUCCCGAGGCCAGAUGUCCAUCGACCCGAAGAGGAUCCACUAUCGUUCCCGAAAGAGCCUGCUCCCAUUCCCAGUCCCACAGCCGCUGCUGAGUCACUGGGGAUAUCGGCGGUUCCCACAUUAUCUGCGCCUGAGUCGGGCUGGAAGCACGCGACAAGUCCGCGGUAGAUUGAAUUUGGCGUUUCGGGAGAGUCGCGCUAUCGACCAUGGUCCGAGAACCCCCGAUCAGCUCAAAGUCAGUGUCGUCCGCGAGAUCAUUCAGGUCGACGUCAGCCAGAACAGGCACCGGGAUAUCAUUAGCGGCGGCAAAUGCAACCGCUGCUUUAUUUCGGAGACGAUGAAGGACGGUCUAUCGUCAAUCAGACGGUGCCCAGAUGCGGACGAAGAAAAAGAACGUACUAAAGCUCCAGUAACUACGACACAGUGCUUUGACGCCCGUUCUAUCAACUCGACGGUGGUCAGGAGAUCUGCGAGUGCUACGGGAGCCAACAGGUGCUUCGGACACUUGGCAGCGACGGAAGCGAGGAUAAACUAGGCCGGAAAAACGGAAGCGAACAAUCAGGAGCCCAGCGAAAGCGAAGUGGCUAGGAACUCACAGCCGAGUUUGUCACUGAUAUUGUCUGCGUCAAUAGGAUGUUGGUUAGACAAACCCAGCUUACCGGCUUUCCAGAACGGCCACCACCGGUGGAUGUAUUCUGGAUAUGCCUCCAAGAACCGCAUGUCCGCCUUAAUCAUCGAAUCUGCGCCACGAUAGGCUGCCAAAAAGGACGCUGCAUACGGAGAAUCGAGGGGAUUAGUAGGGUUGUGCUUGAUUGCCUUGACGAAUGACGACCGAUGUAUGUAAAUGAUUACUGCUCGUUUGUCAGCUUUGUUUCCGGAAGAAUGAAUCCAAUCUGAC